Messenger RNA from Trichoderma virens Gv29-8, 713 nucleotides. RefSeq lists its product as uncharacterized. The transcript is spliced from 2 exons. Bases 54 to 527 code for a protein of 157 amino acids. Gene Ontology annotation, cellular component: mitochondrial large ribosomal subunit; ribosome. NCBI's taxonomy places the organism in Eukaryota, Fungi, Ascomycota, Sordariomycetes, Hypocreales, Hypocreaceae. Gene Ontology annotation, biological process: translation. Gene Ontology annotation, molecular function: large ribosomal subunit rRNA binding; structural constituent of ribosome. The record is from RefSeq and is a predicted model, not a curated record.
AUUGCGCAUCGCCGAAACUCCAGCAUUCCGCUUCGUGCAAAUCCUCUCCAACCAUGUCGAAAGCAAAGGGCGCUGCCGCCGGUGUCGACACCAUCGUCAAGCUGAUUGUGGGAGCUGGCCAGGCCAGUCCAAGCCCUCCAGUCGGUCCCGCGCUUGGUAGCAAGGGUGUCAAAUCCAUGGACUUUUGCAAGGAGUUCAAUGCCAGAACAGCACACAUCGUACCCGGUACACCAAUGCCAUGCCGAGUCACUGUCCGCCCAGAUCGGUCUUUUACCUUUGACGUCAGAACACCUCAGACAUCCUGGCUGCUGCUCAAUGCCGUGGGAGCACCAGUGGGCAAGAAGGGAAACAGAAAAGGCGUCAGCAAGCCUGGACAUGAGACGGUCGGCACCAUCAGCUUAAAGCACGUCUACGAAAUCGCAAAAAUCAAGCAGUCAGAGCUUAGGCUGUCGGGCCUGUCGCUCGAGGGACUAUGCCGGUCCAUCAUUUUCCAGUGCAAAUCAAUAGGAAUCAACGUGGUGGCUUAACGAUACCAAGAGACAAAAAGAAAAAGAAUCGGCGUUUGAUGAUGGAUUUUUGUGAUACAGAAUGGACAGGGCUGGGGAGCGGAGAUGUGUAUAACAUAUAGUAGGUGCUGCAAGAUUCCGUCGAGCUGUACGAUGAAGAUUUGAACAAAGGCAUACAAUAGACAUUCGGCUUGUUUUUUCCCUCCG